This is a messenger RNA of Penicillium griseofulvum, 1287 nucleotides long. RefSeq names its product putative phosphatidylglycerol specific phospholipase. Lineage: Eukaryota; Fungi; Ascomycota; Eurotiomycetes; Eurotiales; Aspergillaceae. The transcript has a single exon. Bases 1 to 1287 code for a protein of 428 amino acids. Gene Ontology annotation, biological process: phospholipid catabolic process. The record is from RefSeq and is a predicted model, not a curated record. Gene Ontology annotation, molecular function: hydrolase activity, acting on ester bonds.
AUGGCGCGUGCUCUACUACUUGUUGCCCUAAGUCUGGGUGCUACUGCCAUGCCCGCCGCAUCGUCGGGUAUGAGCAACAUCAAAAAUAUUGUCGUUUUGGUUCAAGAAAACUUGUCCUUUGACCACUUCGCUGGCGGUCUUGACUAUGACUCUAGCAUUGACGGCCCCCGAAAUCCUCAAUAUUGCAAUCCUGCCAAUGUCUCUAUCCCACACGAAAACCAUGUUUGCGCCAAUCCUGUUGCGAAGAACAUUGCCUCCGAAGACCCCAACCACAGCAUUGCGGGUGGUAACAUGCAGGUCUAUGGCACCUACCACCCCCUUGCAGGAGCCAAGGCCAACAUGAAUGGAUUCAUCACUGAACAGCGAACCUCCUACCCAAAGGACGACCUACAGCGGGCAGCAGAGGCGAUCAAUUACUUCACCCCGGAGCACAUCCCUGUCUUCAAUACCAUCGCCCAGAACUUUGUCUUGUUCGACCGCUGGUUUGCUGCAGUGCCAGGACCUACAAACCCCAACCGUGCCUACUUGACCUCGGGCACUUCCCAUGGUCAUGGCCACAAUGACGACGACUUCAUGACAUCUGCGCUACCACAAACAUCUAUUUUCGAGCACCUAUCAGAGAAGGGGAUCACUUGGAAGAACUACGAGAAUUCGACUCAGUCCAAGCCCGCAUUUUUGCCCGACGCCAUGUUCUACGAUUGGACCGCGAAGAAUGGAAAAGAUAACGUGGUCCCCAUUAACAACUUCUAUGCUGAUGCGAAAGCUGGGAACCUACCACAGUUUAGCUGGAUCAACCCUGAGUGCUGCAAUUAUAUGUCGAUGCAUCCUCCGUCUCCAAUCAAUAUGGGCGAGAACUUUGUCAAGAGCAUCUAUGAGGCUGUGCGCAAUUCGCCGCAGUGGAAUGAGACCCUCUUCAUUCUGACCUGGGACGAACAUGGUGGUUUUGCUGAUCAUGUCCCGCCUCCCAUUGACGUCCCCGCUGGCGACAGUCUGACCUAUACGACGACGGCUCGGGAUGGUGAGCCAUACACUUUCCACUUUGACCGUCUCGGGGUUCGAGUUCCUACAGUCUUGAUCUCUCCUUGGGUUCCCAAGGGGCUGGUCCAGCACAAGCCUAGCGACGGGAACGAGUUCACUCAUACCUCUAUCCUCAAGUUUGUCUCUGAGCUCUGGGGUCUAGAGAGUCUGUCCCCUCGCGUGGACUGGUCGGCUUCCUUCGGGAACUUGAUCACAAACAAGUUCCGAAAGGAUACUCCCAACAAGUUGCCGAACGGAGCAGACUUCUAG